AUGAACGCCUAUACAUCAUCAAAAGCAACAUUUCGUUUAGAAAAGGAAAAGGUUUUACCAACAACAGACCCCAAAUCACCAUUUUUCUACAAUCUACCACCAAGUGACUCCAAACCAAUUGAUACCCUUUUGGAGUUUUUUAAAGAUUGGAAAUAUUUCAUAAAGUCGGUAUUAUACUACUUUCAAGAAAUCACUUUAGUAAAAGAGUUGGAAGCAAAUUUGAAUUAUCAGCUUAUCAGUGCCGUUCAAUUCCCAGGUUGCAGAGAUUUACCACAACGGAUUAUUCAUGAUAUCAACUUGAAAAGAGAACCAGCCAAUAAUAAUACACCACCGAAAACUACGCCAACAAAGGAAUUGAAAAAAACACUAUCUAGUUCUAGCUUAAACUCUAUGAGUAGCACGGCUACACAUGGUAGUACUGCCUCGUCAGUCUCUACACAAAGUCACGGUCAAGCAACUCCUGCUGGAAAUACAAAUGCUAAUGCAACUACAAGUAGUGGGCAAAGAGUUACACAUGAGAAGGGACAGCGACCGGGUUUACUAAAGACCAAAUCUAGCACAAAUCAAUCCUUUUUGAAAAAUGCAACUAGCAAUUUACACAAGAGAAAUAGCUCUUUAUCUUCAUUAAAAAAUGCACCAUCGACAUCACUGUUGCUGAUACCUUUUUUACAUCAACAGCUGCAUCAACAACAACAACAACAACAACAACAACAACAACAACAACAACCACUACUGCACGGCCUGCACCAACAACUACAGCGACUGCAACAGCAACAGCAAAAUGGACAAUCACAACAACAGCAACAUCAAAGUGGAGGUUCUUUACCUCCAAUCUUAACCACUACACAAUACACAAAUGACGUUAAAAUUUCCAAGGGUAUGUUUCCUGAGAAUUCACUAUUCACCAAUCUUCCUUCUUUGUUAUUGAGUUCUCAUCAUAGUGCUUUUUCCAAUAGUCACAAAUUACACAAAGACUUGACAACAAAGCUAAUUCCACGGUUGGAAAUAUUGCUCAAACAAGUAUCGCACAAGAUCAAAGAAAUUAAGGCAUCUUUAAGAAAUGAUGCCUUUGCAAACACAGAAUUAUCAAAGGAAGUUUCUGAAACGGGACAAGUUGUGAGUCGGUACACAAGUGCUAUUGAGCUUUACUGUGGUCCCAACCCUGUCAUCAAAGGAUCCAGUGUUGAGGAUGACGAUGGAAGACUUGUUGAAGGUGAAGAAUUUGUAGCUUUGGACGAUCCAUUGUUGUUGAAACUUAAAGUUGAUUCAAGAUUGAAAGCCCAGUUGAUUGCCGAGAAUUACAUGUUUGCUUCCUAUAUCAACUUACAAAAUAUAAGUCGCGAGUUAUUCACCUAUUUAAUCAAGGAAUUGAAUUGGGUAGUGGAUAAAUUUGGUAAACUAGAUUUUAGUUCCGAGUUUUACCACUAUUUAAAAACACAAGUUAGCUCGUCUUCAACCAAGGAUUGGGAAUAUUUUAUUAGUCAUACACCAGUAUUUGUUAAUCCGUAUGAGACAACUGAAGAAAAUCCCCAUCGUGAAAUUCGAACAUUCAAAAUGAUCAAAUUACCAUACUCCGAUUCAAUUCAAAAUAAAUGUCUUCGAUUUGGAAUGAUGUAUAAGAAAUCUAAAUUGAUAAAAAGCUAUACUAGAUACUUUUAUGUUUUAUCGUGCAACUAUUUGCACGAAUUUAAAUACGACGAAGAGCUUGCUUCUGCUGCCCAAGGAAAGAAGAAUAGUGCCAAAAAGAAAACGAUUGGGGGGUUUAUUGGUUGCGAUGAUGAACCUAUCAAAUCGUAUAACUUAAAUGACUACUCAAUCAGUAUCAAGGACGAGCUGUCUUGGAAGUUUGUGUUAACGAAAAGAUCGAAUAAAAGUAGCAAGAAAACUCUUAAAUGCGUUAAUGAACAAGAUUUCAAAUUAUGGUUUGAGGAUCUUUUUGAGUUGUUGAAGUUUGAAGCUGAUCAUUAUGCAAGAUUUGCUUUUAUACAAAGAAAAGCAGAACAAAACGGUGGUACAGAGGUCAAACCAAAGAAGAAAUCAAAUGUAGCUGCUAAUUAUAACACUGCUGCUCCUGCUGCUACUACUACUACUAAUAAUAAUAAUAAUAAUAAUAACAAUAAUAAUAAUAAUACCUCAGCAGGAGCAUUUGCUGCCUCGCAGGGUCUUUCAUUACAAUUGGACAAUAUGUCAAUGCCUGCUUUAUCGGGGAUGUUCACCCCAAAGAUUGGUACUCCACGAGGUUCACCUAAGAGUCAAUCGAAUCAGGGUGAGGCUAAUCCAUUUGAAGAAGUGUUUUCUGACUUACCUCCAAGUAGUAGUACUAGGGCAAGUUCAGUUUCAUCUUCGCCUUCACUUACACCAAGGAUUUCUUCACCAAAUGAUUCGAUGGCGAGUUUAUCUACUUUGAAUAAAAUAAACACAAACGGGGUAGUUGGACAUGAAGAUUAUUUGAAAUUACAACAAGCAUUCCUUAAACAACAGGAGGAAAUCCUUAAAUUGAAGAAUCGGGAAAUGGAAAAUAUCGAAUUGAUUCAUCAAAAAUUACAGUCCUUACAACUCUCCCAACAGUCUUCACUCGCGAAUAGCAACAAUAAUGGUAAUGAUCGAAAUAACAGUGACAAUAGCAAUAAUUAUUAUAAUAACAGUAGCAACAGUGGCAACAGUGGCAACAGUAGCAACAGUGGCAACAGUAUCAAUAACAACAAUGGGGAAGUAAAACUGGGAUUAGAUGUUAGGAGAGGGUCAGGAGAGAGUGUUAAUUCGUUUGUGUUGCACCAUAAUUCUGUGCCUUUGACUCAACGAGCCAUAUCUCAAGUGGAUGGUGGUAGUGGUGCUACUACUACUUUUACUUUAGGGGCAGAGAGCAAGGAGAAUGUAAGUGAUGAGAAUGGAGAUGGGAACAGAGAAGAUGUUGGUAGGAAAAUACCUACUGUUUUUGUAACUAGUGACCAUUAA
Molecule: messenger RNA, 2955 nt
Organism: Lodderomyces oxycetoniae
Lineage: Eukaryota; Fungi; Ascomycota; Pichiomycetes; Serinales; Debaryomycetaceae
Exons: 1
Coding region: 1-2955 (984 amino acids)
Source: RefSeq, a predicted model, not a curated record